AUGGGUGAAUUGAGUAGCGCCAUCCCAUUUUUGAUAUACCCUUCUCUCUUUCUCAUCCUCUUCUUCUCCUUCAUCAACCAUCACUUCCACUUCUUUUCACCUCCUUGGCUUUCACUUUCCAAUCACACUCAGGGUUCAGGAGAUUUCUACAAUGGAAGAAGAAGCAGAAACACCACCUUGCAUGCAAUGAGUCGUUCUGAGAGAAUAGAAAUGGAAUUGGGAAGAGCUCGGUCGGCAAUAAGGCAAGCAGCUCGAUCACGAACAUAUGGCUCCUACACCAAGGAGGAUGUAGAGGAUUUUUUCCCCAGAGGGUCACUCUACAUAAACCCUUAUGCCUUUUAUCAGAGCCAUAAAGAGAUGUUGAAGCGAUUCAAAGUGUGGGCAUACAAGGAAGGAGAGCUGCCCCUCUUUCACUAUGGGCCAAUGAGCAGCAUAUACUCAAUUGAAGGGCAUUUCAUUGAAGAAUUGGAAAGUGGAAAGAGUUCAUUUGCUGCCAAGAACCCUGAUGAGGCUACUGCAUUUUUUCUUCCCGUUAGUGUUGUCAAUAUCAUCCAAUUCGUCUAUAGGCCUUACGUCAAUUAUUCCCGUCUACGUCUUCAGAACAUUGUCAAGGACUACAUUUCAUCCAUAUCAAAGAAAUACCCUUAUUGGAAUCAAAGCAGUGGUGCUGACCAUUUUUUCGUUUCUUGUCAUGACUGGGCACCGUGUGUUUCAGAAACCGACCCUAAGCUUUACAAACACUUCAUUAGGGUUCUCUGCAAUGCCAACUCUUCAGAGGGGUUUCGACCGGUGAGAGACGUCUCCUUACCUGAAGUUCAAGUCCACGGACAGGUAUUGCACCCACUAAGCCUUGGCCAGCCCCCGAAAAACCGUUCGGUCUUUGCCUUUUUCGCCGGCCAUGAUCACGGGUAUGUAAGGAAGAUGCUAUUUAGGCACUGGAAAGACAAAGACACUGAUAUCCAAGUGCACGAUUAUCUCCCUAAGACCGCAAAUUACUCCGAGUUAAUGGGACAAAGCAGGUUUUGCUUGUGCCCUAGUGGGUACGAAGUUGCAAGCCCUAGGGUGGUCGACUCCAUACAUGCCGGAUGUGUCCCGGUGAUCAUAUCCGAUAACUAUGUGCUGCCAUUCAGUGAUGUUCUCAAUUGGAGCCAAUUUUCGGUUCAUAUUCCAGUUGCAAAGAUACCCGAAAUUAAGAAAAUUUUGCAAGAAAUUCCGGAUGAUGAGUAUUUAGCAAAGCAAAAGAGGGUUAUCCAGGUGCAAAAGCAUUUUGUGCUCAAUAGGCCGGCUAAGCCAUAUGAUUUAAUUCACAUGAUCAUGCAUUCAGUGUGGCUCAGGAGGCUUAAUAUGAGGUACCCAUCGUGA
Corylus avellana is the source of this 1362-nucleotide messenger RNA. NCBI's taxonomy places the organism in Eukaryota, Viridiplantae, Streptophyta, Magnoliopsida, Fagales, Betulaceae. The record is from RefSeq and is a predicted model, not a curated record.